This is a messenger RNA of Corythoichthys intestinalis (scribbled pipefish), 9469 nucleotides long. RefSeq names its product DENN domain-containing protein 4B-like. The record is from RefSeq and is a predicted model, not a curated record. The coding region runs from base 4887 to 9308 and encodes 1473 amino acids. Gene Ontology annotation, cellular component: cytoplasmic vesicle. Gene Ontology annotation, biological process: regulation of Rab protein signal transduction. Gene Ontology annotation, molecular function: protein binding. The transcript has 26 exons. NCBI's taxonomy places the organism in Eukaryota, Metazoa, Chordata, Actinopteri, Syngnathiformes, Syngnathidae.
GCUCGUCACCCGGUCCCGAAGCGUCUCCGAACCGCCGGAAGCGCUACCGUGUCCAACGAACGCUAGCUCGAGAGCGGCUCGUCUUCGAACGUAACGGGGUGCCGCUGCCGCUGUGCCCGUUAUCGCUCGCUCGCUCGCUCGCUCGGGACAUGUCAGCUGUCCGCCGUCAGUCUCCCCCAAAAAACAGACAAAGCAUUGAAAUGUUGUGGAAGCGAAAACGAACGAGGUCGAACGACGUGACGACAGAUGGCAGCUGCCGUCCGAUAAUGGAACUGGCGGCCGCACGGGUCGGCACUCUGACCGUCCGUCCAUCUGAGCGCCGCCUUCGCGUCAAGCGAUGCUUUAUUAGCCCUCUGUGAUGUCAUGCGUUUUAUUUCCGGACCCUAGGUCGCCCCGAGACGAGCCCGACGAGCCGUCCUUCUCGGCACCGUCAUCAUUUAUCAUACGUAGGUGGGAGUAGGCCAACGGUGACGCCGCAUGUCAAAUCACUGUUGAUUCCCUACUGCACACGGGUAGCCCUGCCCGCCGAACCGUCUUCUCUCUUCCUAUGCUUAGCCUCGGCACACUUUCGAGUUCUCUAGCAUGUACUGUAUUCGCUCAUGUUUGCGUGAGGCCAUUCCCCACCUUUGUUCCCUUCAAUUUGGCCGCUGUCCAUCCAGCUGCAUUUAUGGACAAUGUAAACAACCACAAAGGGGAGUAUUCCAAAACACCCCCGUGGCACAGUAAAACUGUUUCUGCAUCGAAAGAUAUUCCCAUCUUCCGUGCCGUUUCUCAAAGCAGUUAACAGUACAGCUGGAAAAAAGACAAAAUGUGCAGUCGUGUACUUCGAGCCUCACUGCAUUAUAGAGUUCUAGUAUGACAUUUGUUUUUAUAGGCCGAAGGCCGUCGAGGCACCGCUUAAGUCGUCGUUUUUCUUGCGGAAUGUAACUUUGAAAUCCUACCUACCCGCCCUGUCAAUCGAUCGUCUCAAGCCUCGCUGUCUACGUAACACGGGCCGAUACCUAUCCAUCCUCGGAGCGCCGUUUUUCAUUUUUUACAUCGGGGCCGACGCGUUCGUCACGGAUUUACUGGCACCCGCGUUACCGGUAGCUUACGAGUUAGCCGGCCGUGGUGUCCGCUCGUUGAUGUCAUUCAUAAUUGGAUGAAAUGAUGACUUGUAAAAUUGACUAUCAUUUAUCUACUUAACCGUUGAUUUGAUGUGUGUACAAAUGACGUAGAGAAAAAAAAGGUCACACUUGCUACAACAACACCAUACGAGAGUCUCUUCAACACGACUGUAGAAGAUGGCGCGUCGUGCACGCGGGCCCGUUCGCAGGGUGUUAAAAUGGAGCCUACCUGAGCCUUUUCAACUUCCGCAGAUCGGCACCGGAGGCCAGCUGUAAAACCCGGCCACCUAGCCGCAAGGUCCCGUUCGGUAGCGGAGGACAUAUGUCGCCCUCAAAAUAAAGCUGCUGGAAAUUUUGAAUUUGGAACGUGUGGCGAGACCGUAACAAUUGUGGAGGGGGGAGAGAUUAUUUUUUGUUUUCUACUGCAAUCGUUAAAUCUUAAUUUCUCGGAUCCGGCCGGCCGACGUCGCGGAGGGUUUGCCCGCUUCUUUUUUACGCCACGGAUCGGAAGCCGGCGUUCUGUCGAUGGACGCGACCCGAUCAAAGUAAGCUCCCCGUUGUCGACGGCGGUGCAACUGGAGCGCAGUUGUUCUUCAGAUUCGGUGGCCAGUAGGCACGUUGUGUUGCACAAGUUCUGAAAUAAAUGAUUACAAACCUGGUGAAGCGAAGCUGGCGAUUUUUUUUGGGUGAUGUUGCAAUAAUAAUGGUCUCCUUAACUUAUAAAGACUGGCGAACAGAGGUCGGAGGAGGACCGUCGAGAUCGUAGACGCUCUACAGCCGUGUUGUCGAGCCAGUUCACGGACUCUCAUAUUUUUCUAUCAUUUCCAUCAUCAUUUCAAUGGUAAGCCUCACCUUUUUUCACCACCUGUACUAACAUUCUUGGAACCCAUGUGGAUUUCUCUUACAAGAAAACCCGCCGUGCGAGAAAACUAAGAAACGGCGGCGCCGUCAUAAAUCGUCCUAUUUCGAGCAUUUCGUCGAAUGUAGAAACGGACGGCGAGCCAAAUUUUACGUCGGAUGUCGAAAAGAUCACGUGUCGAAUAGGGCUGGGCGAUAUGGCCUUAAGUUCGUAUCGCGAUAAAUUGAGCAGAUUUACCUCGAUAACGAUAAAUGACGAUAAAUUCGCCCAAGCGGACUGUUAUAUAAUUUGAAAAUUUGAAUCAUUGCAUUGAAUGCAAAUGAACCCUUUCUCGUUAAAUUUAUUUACCAGCUUUCAAUUUAACAAUUGCACAUGCAGUCUAAACAUUAAGUAUUAAAAAAAAUCUUGUCGACAAUAAGAAUUCCAGUGUGAACAUUUAUAGCAGCUUGUAUGACUUGAAAAAUGUACAACGUUAUAAAAAUCAAUAUGACGACUGUGCAAACAUGUCAUUCUAACACACAGGUGUCAAACCGAUUCCAGAAAGGGCCAAGUGGGUGCUGGAUUUUGUUCCAACCGAUACCGUGCAGAGAGUUUAACCAAUGAACUUCCGACUGAAACAAGCAACACCUGACAAAGUUUAACUGAUUACACAUGUAAAAGAUCUGAUUGGUGAAAAGGUGUCCUCUUUAUUGGUUGGAAAGCAAACCUGCACCCACUUGGCCCUUUCUGGAAUCGCUUUGACACAUGUGUUCUAACACAAAUGACUUGCGGCUUUAACAGUACAUUUCAGACAACUUAUUGGUAAUGGCUGCUGUGACAUAAUUAUUCAACACAAGUGUUUACGUCAAGGUUUCAGGUUCCCCCCCCCCCCCCCCCCCGAAACAUUUUUUAAUACAUGCACCCCUCCCCCCACAGACACAACCAGAUUAAAGCUGUAUUGCUCUGAUGCCAAUGAAACAUUUAAGGUUUUUAUGAUGGCAGAAUAAAGCAAAAACAUACAGAAAAAUAGCUGUGGCCAUUAAACUGUCAUCGCUAUAUAAGUAUAACACCAUAACACCAUAACCAUAUUAUAUAUAGGCUUCACUGUUGGAUUAAAUUUUAUGCUGAGUGCUUUACCAUCAUGAAAGCUUUCAGCGAAAUCACACAGAGAUGCCAAAUAACGCGACAUAAUGAUAGCUACAUGAAGUCCGUGCCCAGUCCACUCAUUAAUUUCAGCCGUUUCGACAAGGUUAGAGCCGCUAUCCGACUCUCUCAUGUUCAUUUGUAGCCGCUGUUAGCCGCUAGCGUUAGCCUGUGGCUUGGCUACCAGAAGAAAGCACUGAAAGCAUCCUCUCCUGAAAUCGUGAGAACCAGGGAGGACAGCUGGUGAAAGCCCGUCUGGAACCCGCCAAGAGUUUACUUAAUGUCAGGUGAAAGUUUGGCGAAGCUAACUUAAGCCCGACUCCAUCCCGUUGACUUGUAGCGUUAGCCGCUGGCGUUAGCUUACCGGGCGUCAGUUUGUUUGGCUUCCUGAAAACCACGUGACUCCAUACGUAAACACGCUGUCUGCUUUCUUAAAGGGGAAUGAACAUAGCCAAACAACACAGAGUCAAAGCGGGAUGAAAAGACUAUAUUUUCUCGUUCUAUUAAAUUACCGAAUUUGCCGACAUGGUCCAAAUUAGGUCGGUCAUCGUGAAGAAUUUCGGUGACGGUAAAUUUUCGGUUUACCGCCCUGCUCUAGUGUCGAAGCGACGGUACGUCGAGGUAAGUACCCCUGUACGUGAUUGCUGACGUGGGUUAGCGGUCCAAAGGGACUGGAAAAAUAAAUGCACUUCAAAAAUAGAACUCGCUUGCAUCAACGACGUCGGAGUCACAAUGGUACUUCGCGUCGAUUGACAUUUGACCUGCCAUAACCCUCGGAGGGGGAGGGGAGAGGAGAGGACGGGCGGGAUGCGGCGGCCACGCACAGCCUUGCUCGGUAGGGCUUCAGAGUACUAUUGGACGGGGAGCUGAAAUGGAGAGAAGUUAGGCAAACCCGCACGCCCGUCUCGUGACCCGCGCCCCCAAAGGCCCUUUUGUGCUGCGACUUUUAUCCGUACGCCCGCACAUGGAACUCUAGACCAACAGAGAGACAAACGCGCACACACUUUCACACAUAAGAGGAAGUGCAGCGAAGAACUUUCCACUUCCUCCUUACACGACCGCUACGUCGUUUCAUCACACCGGAGCGUCAAACAGGAAACACCUGAAGGCGGCCUUCCUUUUUGACACUUUUGACUUCCGGUCGGCGGCAGCCGGUCAGUGCUUUUCGAUCAAAUCCUAAGUUUUUCAAACUGAUUUUUUUCAAUGAUUUUUUUGCGUCAUCGAAGCGCCGAUACGCUUACGAAAGCGAGCGCGGCCGCGGUUUGCUCGCCGCCCCAAACAAACCCUGGAGGCAAAGCGGCCGGCGACUUUCCAGGUCUAGCGCCGCCAUUUUAGCCCCCAAAUCUUGUCCUUUAAUGCCCUUUUAUAAAUGCUAUGGCCUAUUACCAGGCUUUAUGCUCUGUGUUUUUAUACGCAUGUGUGCGCGUGGGGAGAGUGGAAAGCAAUUUCAUCUGUGCUGUAUGUUCUACGUAUAUGCAUAUUUGACAGUAAAGCUGAACUUGAACUUGAUUCUAUUCAACACCUGCCCGCCCGCUCGGAGAGGAAAAAAAAGCUAGAAAGCAUGGAAAAUGGGAGAUUUAGGCCAUUUCGAUGGAAAAGAUCUCUAAAAUCACUGGUUGACGAGAAAAGUAGUGUCCCCGUCAAUCAACGGAUUGAUUUAUCUCCGCGAGCCUGCGAUUAGCAUCGGCGGGAAGAAAAAGUUAUGCCCGUCCUCACCGGGGAAGGAAAAAAAAAAACCCUAAACAAGUGAAGACAAGAAAAAGAGCAGAAACAUAACAGCAAAAGGCGGCGGCGGCGGCAUGACGGAGGACAAAUGCCCCCAGCUGGUGGACUACUUUGUGGUGGCGGGCCUGGACCCGGCGGGGGGGCCCUGGCGACCGCUGGACGACGACGGCAGGGCCGGCGCGCCCGCGGCCAGGGGAGCCGAACCCGUCACCGACCUGGCGGUGAUCGCCCGGGGCCUGGGCGAGGAGGUGCCCCAGGGUUUCACCUGCAUCGACAAGUCGCUGGGCGGUCACUCGGCCGAGCUGAGCGGGGGCCUCAUCAACAACCCGCGGCUCUACCUCUGCUACAGGAGGGGCCGCGACAAACCCCCCGUCCUUGACAUCGGGGUACUGUACGAGGGAAAGGAGCAGCUGAAGGCGGGCUGGUUCGUGAUCGAGACCACGCCGUACAGCCGCUCGGCAAGCCUGAGUUCAGGCGCCGGCCCGGCGGCGCACCGCGUCUUCCUGACGUACCGCCGCGCACCGGACGGCGCGCGGGACCUGCGCUCGCUGGGCGUCACCGACGUGGGCGUGCUGCUGCCCGGCAAAGGCGAGGUGGCGCCGCACACGUUCAGCCGCGUCGACAAGAACCUCAACCCCGGCAUGUGGGGUCCCGCCGUGUCGGUGUGCUACAAGCGAGCGGUCGCCAAAGCCAACGCUCUGGUCUACGAGGCGGGUCUACUGAGCCGCUACCCGGCCGACGACCUGGACGCCUUCCCGCUGCCCGACUCGGUGCCGGUCUUCUGCCUGCCCAUGGGCGUGUCCUUGGAGAGCUGGCCCGUCGACGCCAAGUAUCAGCUGCCCGUCUUCUCCACUUUUGUGCUCACCACGGCCAGCGGCGACAAGGUGUACGGCGCGGCCAUCCAGUUCUACGAGGCCUUCCCGAGAGAGGUUCUGUCGGAGCGCCAGAGCGUGCGUCUGGGCCUGCUCAGUGUGGUGGACCGCCGGCCCGUCCCGGAGCGCGCCCUCCGGGCCAAGAAGAGCAUCUGCGUGCUUUCGCACUGGCCCUUCUUCAGCGUCUUCCAGAAGUUUCUCACCUUUGUCUACCGAUACUCCGUCUCCGGACCCCACGUGCUGCCUCUAGAGAAGCACAUCUCCAGCUUCAUGCACAACGUUCCUUUCCCGUCUCCCCGGCGACCUCGCAUCCUGGUACAGCUUUCGCCGUACGACAACCUUCUUCUCUGCCAGCCCGUCUCCUCGCCGCUCCCCCUCAGCGGCGCCAGCUUCCUGAAGCUCCUCCAGAACUUGGGCCCGGGGAACGCGUGCACGCUUUUGCUGGCCGUGCUGACGGAGCACAAAGUUCUGCUGCACUCGCUGCGACCCGAUGUUCUGACGGCCGUCGGCGAGGCGCUGGUCUCGAUGACCUUCCCUCUGCGUUGGCUGUGUCCGUACAUCCCGUUGUGCCCGCUCCAGAUGGCCGAAGUGCUGCUGGCGCCCGUGCCCUUCAUCGUGGGCCUGCCCUCCAGCUACUUUGACUCCUACGACCCCCCCGCUGACGUGGUCUGCGUCGACCUGGACACCAACGCGGUCUUUCAGUCGGAGGACAAGAAGCCGUUGUCCUGGCGAUCGUUACCCAGGAAACCGGGAAAGCUUCUUUUCAACACCCUGUGUGACCUACACAAGACCCUGGAGCAGAUCUGCUCUCCGGGGCAGGAGGAGGCCACGCUGGAGUUCUUGCUGACGGACUUUGACCAGGUGUACCGGCGCCGGAAGCAGCUGGAGCUGGAGAUCCAGGAGGCCUUCUUGCGCUUUAUGAGCGUCCUGCUGCGGGGCUACCGCGCUUUCCUGCUCCCCAUAACGCAGGCGCCCUCCGACACUGCCACCGACUGCGGCUCCCUCUUCAACCUGCAGGGUUUCCUGAAAUCUCGCGAGCGCGCUCAGCAGAAGUUCUUCUGCCAGCUGACCCGCACGCAGAUGUUCACGCAGUUCAUCGAGGAGUGUUCCUUUGUCAGCGAGCGCCACGCCUGCCUGGAGUUCUUCGACGAAUGCGUCCAAAAGGUGGACGUGGAGAAGCCGGAGGAGGUGCGCUUGGUGGACGUGGACGACGGUCCCUGCGGCGAACGCACCGUUUUCAUCAUGCCGCCCGAGGAGCCCGCCGAGGAGGACCAGUGCCCGGCCCGCUACAGCUACGACACCUUUCCGGCCUUGAAAGCGGAGCUCUUCGAUCGGCCGCUGGACCGGCUCCGCCUCCCCGCUGAGGGCGGGGCGCCCGGUAGCCCCGCCCCCAGACGCACCAAGCAGGAGCUGAAGGUGGCGCAGCGGCGGGCGCAGACCUGCUGCGGCUCGGCGGACAUGUGGUGCAAGUGCCUGCUGGGUCACAUGUACGGCUUGUGGUUCAUCUGCCUGCCCGCCUACGUGCGCACGCAGAGCGUCAAAGUGGCCGCCCUCCACGCCGCCUACGACGUCCUCAAGCACAUGGAGGGCAGGAAGGUGCUACUGCCCGAUGAGGUGUGUUACAGGAUUCUGAUGCAGCUGUGCAGUCAGUACGGCCAGCCCGUGCUUGCGGUGCGUGUCCUCCUGGAGAUGAAGAAAGCCGGCAUCACGCCCAACACCAUCACGUACGGCUACUACAACAAGGCGGUCCUGGAGAGCAAGUGGCCGUCGACUCAUCGGGGCGGGCGCUUGCUCUGGGCCAAGCUGAGGAACGCGGUGCUGGCCGUGGCCCUUUUCAGGCAGCCCAUCAAACUGCGCGGCGACGGCCCGUGUCGGAACGCCGCCAAACGCCUAACCGGAGACUCUCCGUCGGCCGUCGCCCUCCCCCGCCUGUCUCUGAUUCGGCAGGCCAGCUGGAGCGGCCUGAGCCAAAGCUCUAGCCACGAUUCCCUGACGGGAUCCUUGGCCAAGAGCGGCAGCCUCGGCAGCAUCGAGGCGCCCGCGCGACGUGAGACGCCUUCUUUUGCGUGCCGUCGUCACCCGCGUGACGAAGGUAGGAAUCUCAAACCCGAGCGUCUUUUCGCAGCGGGGGACUCGGGCGACGGCAAGUCGGGCCGCCGCGCCCCGUCCGGCAAGCCUCCCUUGGGCGGCGUCCCGGUGCGUCGAAGCGACAUCUGCUUGUCCGGUUUCUACGCGGAAGCGGCGGAAAACGACAACGAGGAUGAAGAGGCCAGGUCUAGAAGGUGCGCGGCCACACAAAGCGCUGUCGUCAAGACGGCACGCGGCACCUACCACUCCGUCGCUUCCGUUUUCCCCUCCAGAGCGGCGAGCGCUCACGACGCGGCGGCGGACCGGAACGACGACAAAGUGUCGCCGCGCGGCCUGGCGGGAAGGUUGCAGCGGCUCCUGACGCCCACGCGCCACAGAGCGGCGGUCCGACGCGCCGCCAGCGUGGACGAGCGCCGGCCCGGCUCGGGGGCUUCCGUCCGCCGGGCGUCCGAGCAGCGGCGCUCCAGGAAGGCUCGGGAGGCGGGAACGCCGCCGAAGGCCAAACAACGCCUCGCCGACGCCACCUCAGAGAGCUCGCUGUCGCCGAGCAGCGACGUGGACUCGGCGGACGCGCCCCGGCCUCAGCGCGACUCCUGGGAUGCCGAGCGAGACGACGAGGGAACGGAGGUUUUGAUGUCCAGCUGCUCCCGGUGUCGCUCUUGCGGAUUCUUGGUGUACGACGAGGAAAUCAUGGCGGGAUGGACACCCGACGACUCCAAUCUCAACUCCUGUUGCCCCUUCUGCGGCGCCUCUUUCGUCCCCUUCCUCACCGCGCACGUUCGGCGACCUGGCGGCGACGACGGAGUCACGCCUCCCGCGUGUAACGGCGCCUCUGAGACCGACGCGGCGAGCAGCGAGCCGGUGGCGGUGGCGUACGUCAGUCCGCUGGUUCUGCGGAAGGAGCUGGAAAGUCUGCUGGACCACGAGGGCGAGGCGGUGCUCGGGCAGCCGCAGUUCCUGGAGAGCCACUGCAUCAUCUUCUGGAAUCUCCUCUGGUUCUUCCAGCGCUUGGGCCUGCCCAGCCAUCUGCCGAGGCUGCUGCGUCCGGUCGCCCGCCCCCCGCAGUUGGAGGCCUCUCUUCGGGUGAGGCUCCUGUGGGACACCCUGACCCCGGACCCGGACUCCUGGCCCCCUCUCUACGUGCUGUGGCGUCUUCACAGCGGAGUACCCGUGCGCGAUUGGCGCCGCCACAACCACCCGUUUACGUUGUCCUUCCUGGAGGAGGUUCUACGCUGCGUGGGCAUGAACGAGGUGCACAAGGCCGUCACGCUCUUCCUCGACACGGUGCGCCGCCACGCCUGCGAGUCCGCCGCUCCGCCGCCGCUCCGCAGGAGCGUGUACCGAGAGUUGCUGUUUCUAACGCUGGCGGCGAUGGGAAAGGAUCACGCCGCUGCUUUCGACAAGAAGUACAAGGCGGCGUACUCGCGGCUGGCCGGCGUCCUUGGCAAAGAAGAGCUGCGCCGGCGGCGGGCGCAGCCCCCCGGCGCCAAAGCUAUCGACUGCAGACGGAGCUUUCAGCCGCCUCUCCAGUGCUGAUCGCCGGUCGCUUCCCAACUUCCCGCAGUCCUCCCUGUUCAGCGUUUGUUGGAAAAAGAAGUUGAGCCCUCUGAGUAAUGGGGAAAUGUCACAAUAUUGGCUGGAGGAAUUAUUGCUUUUCCCAUGUAAUUUAUUCUGCUGUAAAUGUUUUUUUUUUUUUU